Haliotis rufescens (red abalone) is the source of this 3254-nucleotide messenger RNA. RefSeq names its product pre-rRNA-processing protein TSR1 homolog. Gene Ontology annotation, molecular function: U3 snoRNA binding; GTP binding; GTPase activity. The coding region runs from base 45 to 2480 and encodes 811 amino acids. Gene Ontology annotation, cellular component: nucleus; preribosome, small subunit precursor. The transcript is spliced from 20 exons. Gene Ontology annotation, biological process: maturation of SSU-rRNA from tricistronic rRNA transcript (SSU-rRNA, 5.8S rRNA, LSU-rRNA); endonucleolytic cleavage of tricistronic rRNA transcript (SSU-rRNA, 5.8S rRNA, LSU-rRNA); ribosome biogenesis. The record is from RefSeq and is a predicted model, not a curated record. NCBI's taxonomy places the organism in Eukaryota, Metazoa, Mollusca, Gastropoda, Lepetellida, Haliotidae.
UAUUCUAAAACCGGUUUCUCGGCCAUUGCACGUGGUAUUGCAACAUGGCGGUCGAACCACAGAAGUCACACAGGCCUGGGCCUUUAAAACAGCAAAACAAAGCACACAAACAUGGAAAACAUAAAAGCAAAGGGCAGCUGGAAAGAGAAACUAAAGGUCGAGUAAAUGUCAAAGUUCUUUCUAAACGGAGCCGUCAGUCAAUGAAGAAAGCAGAAAGAAGAAAUCAGGCACUGCAAAUGAGAAAACAGAAGAGGGAUGAAGUUUUGGAAAAGAAGAGAAACAGAGGUGGAACAAAUACGCCGCCACACUUUGUGGUUGUUGUAUCUCUGGAUCGGAAUAUAGACACCAAGGUACUUCUGGAUCUGCUGAAGAUUGCUGAUGAUUCUGCAGUAGUCAAGCAGAAUGAACAAGGAAUAUUGCAUCUGAGCAUCCCUCGCUUCAAGCAGAGAGUGUCAAUCUUCACACCCGAGUAUGGAAACUUGUAUGCACUGUUGGAUGCAGCAAAGAUAGCAGAUACCUUGUUAUGUGCAGUGUCUACUGACAACGUCAUCGACAAAUAUGGAGAACACUGCCUUAGCUGCCUCUAUGGUCAGGGCAUGCCGGCAGCUGUCUUUGUCUGUAAUGGUUUUAAAAGUCUGCCCAUGAAGAAACAAGCUGAAACAAGAAAAUUGAUGCAACGGAAAAUUGAGAAAAGAUUUCCAGCAGAGAAGUUUCAUUCUUUGGACACAAGUCAGGAUGCUCUGCUGGUGGUCAGGCAAAUAACCAAUCAAAAGUUGCGUAACAUCCAAUAUAGGGAUGUCAGGCCACAUCUCAUUGGAGAAGAGAUCAGUUUUGAACUUGAUAAUACUGAGAGCGACACCGGGACGCUGAAGGUGACAGGGUACCUGCGGGGGAAGACGCUCACCGUGAACAGACUGGUGCACAUCCCGGGAUGGGGGGACUUUCAGAUGCUGCAGAUAGACGCACCGGAUGACCCCUACCCCCUCAAUCUGCACCCUGGGAAACAGAACAGGAAGACUCAGGAUGUGGAGAUGGAGUCGGAAGACCCCCGGUCUGAGGUGAAUGUGCUGGAGCGGUGCGAGCCGGGCAAGCAGGAGAGUCUGGACAGUGAGGUGCUGCCCGACCCCAUGAUGGGGGAACAAACAUGGCCCACGGAGGAGGAGCUGGCAGAAGCUGAAUCUGAGUCAAAGAGAAAAAUAGUGAAGAGAGUACCAAAAGGGACAUCGGACUACCAAGCUGCCUGGAUCAUAGAUAGUGAUGAAGAGGAAGGUGACGACAGUGAGGAAGAAUCGGAUGAAGAAAUGGAUGCUGACAUGGAGGCUCAGGAGGAAAAUGAUUCUAGUGAGGAAGAAGACGUGAAUGAUGAUGACGACAAAAGUGAAUAUGAGACAGUGACUAUAGCAGAAGACGACGCCUCAAAGUAUGAUGCCGCUAUGGACCUAGACGAAGACAUGCAAAUGCUAGCGAAGUUGAAGGAAGAGAAACAGCAUGUGAUGUUCCCUGACGAAGUCGACACACCAGCUAACGUCACAGCCAGAACAAGAUUUGCAAGGUUCCGGGGAUUGAAGAGCUUUAGAACUUCUCCCUGGGAUCCUAAAGAAAACUUGCCAUCGGACUUCGCUCGAAUAUUCCAGUUUGAGAACUUCAAGAGGACCAAGAAGCGGUGUAUUGAGGAGGACUUGGAUGAAGGAGCCAUGCCUGGGUGGUACAUCACGGUCCAUGUUGCUAAUGUACCGAAGGCCUUCAUAGAGGGGUAUCAGCCAGGGUCGCCUGUUGUGCUGUUUGGGCUGCUGCCACAUGAACAUAAAGUAUCUGUCGUCCAUUUUGUUGUGAAGAAGUGUGCUGAAGUGGACCAGCCAAUCAGGUCGAAGGACAGGCUCAUCUUUCACGUGGGAUACCGAAGGUUCUCAGCUAAUCCCAUCUUCUCUCAGCACACACUUGGCUCAAAACACAAGUUUGAGAGGUUCAUGCCGACGGGCACGGCAGUGGUGGCUACAGUGUAUGCCCCGAUCCUGUUCCCGCCGUCUCCUGUACUGGUGUUUCAGGAAGUGGCCUAUGGAGAGCAGAGCCUCGUGGCCACAGGCACCCUGCUGUCCGUCAACCCCGACCGGAUCAUAGCAAAGAGGGCCGUACUCAGUGGUUACCCAUUCAAGAUCAACAAGCGGUCAGCGGUCAUCAGAUACAUGUUCUUCAACAGAGAGGACAUUAUGUGGUUUAAACCCGUAGAGCUGAGAACCAAGUGGGGACGGAGGGGCCACAUAAAGGAGCCAUUGGGCACCCAUGGUCAUAUGAAGUGUGUGUUUGAUGGCAAGAUGAAGUCUCAGGACACAAUUCUCAUGAACUUGUACAAGCGCAUGUACCCAAAGUGGACGUACAACCCCCACGUGACGAUGCCCGUGGUGGUGAAGGAAUAUGGCGCUGGUGACAUGGAGAGUGAUGACAAGGCGGGGGAAGGAGCAGCUUACCAGAUGUUUGAGUGAUGUGGCUCUCCUCUCACUAUUGUCCUCCCUGACCAUUGCUGCGUGACCAUUGCUGCGUGACCAUUGCUCCGUGACCAUUGCUCCGUGACCAUUGCUUCGUGACCAUUGCUUCGUGACCAUUAUUCAGGGCCCUGUAUCACAAACCAAUCCUUCUGUGAAGACGAUCGAAACUACCGGGGUAGACAUAUGACAAUCUUUGUUUUCACACGACUUUGUGAAUCACGGACUAGAAAAUCACUAUGGAGUUCUUGUUACAUUUUCCAGCAGGACCGGGAAUUUUAUUUUGUUAUAUUUGGACAAGCCAUCUUGUAGAUUUCAGAAAAAAAGAUGAGGUAUGGUCCAGGGGUCUGGAAAAUUUAAAAUCCCAAUCGGACAUUUGCAUUUAGGCCACGCCCCUUUCAAAUAGCGUAUUUUAGAACGACUUUUCACACACAUUACAAGUUGUUACAUAUACAUAAUAUGAUGAACCGGACAUUUGAGAUUCCCAUUAGGACAUGUCCGGCGCAUAUGACCGUUUCCGGACCCCUGGUAUGGUCAUUGGGUGUCAUUUUGAAAUAUUCUGAAUUUGAUGCUGUUUUUGUUUUCUGAACCACAAACUGUCUAUUAAUUAAAGACAUUGUAUCUAAAAUACUUCCCACAAACACUCUAUAACAAUGUGGGUGAACGGGUGGCCCAGUCGUCUUAGGCGCCACGAUUCGCUGUUUAGAGUUGCGUCCCUUGGGCACGCCAGAAACCUAUGAUUGUGGGUUCGAAUCCCGGUUCGCCCCAAUUAUG